Molecule: messenger RNA, 1094 nt
Organism: Oreochromis niloticus (Nile tilapia)
Lineage: Eukaryota; Metazoa; Chordata; Actinopteri; Cichliformes; Cichlidae
Product: endonuclease domain-containing 1 protein
Exons: 6
Coding region: 138-980 (280 amino acids)
Molecular function (GO): hydrolase activity; metal ion binding; nucleic acid binding
Source: RefSeq, a predicted model, not a curated record
CAGAUAAAACUGGACAAACAGAGUGAAAGGUGGUGGUGAGAAGUCACAUAUAAAAGCCAGUUUCUUCAGGGCGAACUGUGACAGCAGACAGGUGCACCAGCAGGUCGAUAAUUCCAUCACCACACUUCUGAUCCAGAAUGCAAACAUUCGUAACUUUGUGUGCUCUUCUCCCGCUCCUCUGUUUUGUCCAUGCAGAUGUUGUGGAAAGUUUUGAGGAUGCGCCAGAAUGCAUGAAGUACUUUUAUAAAGAAAAGGUGCCUGAGUUGGGAGCUUCUACGCCUGGUGCUGCCCGCCUCUGUCAGCGCUUUGUCAACAGGUACCACUUUGCCACACUGUAUGACACCAUCCAUCGCAUUGCUGUCUACUCUGCCUAUCAAUUCCAGCCCAGUAAUGGAGGCGGCAGGGAGAACAGGUGGUUUGUGGAGCCACAGCUGGUAGAUCGGUCUUGGCAGGGAGAGAUGAAAGAUGGAUACUGGCUGGGGCAGGAUAACCCUGGUGUCUACCUUGGAGAGAGACAAGCUCUGAAUGAGGACUUCACAAAUUCAGGCUUCGACCGUGGUCAUCUCAACCCCAACGGACACCAUGCAGUCCCUAGCCGCAACGCCACUUUUACCCUCACCAAUGUGGUUCCUCAGAACCCCAAGCUGAACCAGAAUGCCUGGAGGAUCCACGAGUCCCAGCUCACCGAGCUUUUUCUGGAGAAGUGCCCUAAGGCCUACGUGCUGGUCGGUGCCAUUCCUUCUGCAGACAGCUGGAUUGUUAAAAACAAUGUUAAGCGUGUCAACAUCCCAGACUACCUGUGGAAUGCCUACUGCUGUGUGGACAACAACGACAGACCCAUUCAGAGCGGCGCUGCCAGAGCAAGAAACACAGAGGACAACUUGGUGGAGCAGCUCUCUCUGGAUGAACUGGAAACAUUCUUGCAGCAGUUUAUCGCACAGCCAGUGGGAGAGUUGUUUUACAACAAUUGCAGAGCAUAAAAGCAAUGAUGACACUAAAUAUAAGUAUCUUUUAAUUUUACAUUGUUGUUUUACAGCUUUUAAACCAAUGAAUCCCUUACUAUUAAAUAUUAAAUAAAUGAAUAAAAAUGAGAA